Molecule: messenger RNA, 6558 nt
Organism: Perca fluviatilis (European perch)
Lineage: Eukaryota; Metazoa; Chordata; Actinopteri; Perciformes; Percidae
Product: protocadherin alpha-C2-like
Exons: 5
Coding region: 1-2412 (803 amino acids)
Biological process (GO): homophilic cell-cell adhesion
Cellular component (GO): plasma membrane
Molecular function (GO): calcium ion binding
Source: RefSeq, a predicted model, not a curated record
AUGGGUGCGCUGGAGAGGAUUCACCUCAGCCGGAUUUUUUUGUGGGGUGUGUGUGUUGGAGCGCCCGAGAAAACAGGCACGGCCAAAAUCAAUGUCCGGGUCCUGGACUCAAAUGACAAUGUCCCCACGUUCGACAGCUCUGUGUACAAGGUGAAACUGUUAGAGAAUUCGCCCAAAGACACCCUGGUAAUUAAACUGAAUGCAACUGAUCUGGAUGAGGGCACAAAUGGAGAGGUUUAUUACUCUUUCAGCAGCUACACGCCUGAGAGAGUGAGGCAGAUGUUCAGCAUGAACACUAACACGGGAGAAAUAAGAGUGAGGAGCAAUGUUGACUAUGAAGAGACCAACUCCUAUGAGAUGUACAUCCAGGCGAUGGACAAAGGCCCUGGGGCCGUCGCAGCACACUGCAAGGUAGUGGUAGAGGUGGUGGAUGUCAAUGACAACGUCCCUCAGAUAGUUUUGUCAUCUCUGUCUAGCCCCGUGAGGGAGGAUGCCCGUGCAGACACAGUCGUGGCCCUCAUUAGUGUUACUGAUCGAGACUCUGGUGCUAACAAGCAGGUGAGCUUAGAGAUCCCAGCUGGCCUUCCAUUCAAAAUCAAGUCAUUCAGAAAUUACUACACUCUGGUUACCUCAGCCUUCUUAGACCGCGAGACCACCGAUGCCUACAAUGUCACUUUGAGUGCCACAGAUGGAGGACACCCUCCCCUUUCCUCCCAGAAGACCAUACAGGUGGAUGUGGCUGAUGUUAAUGACAACCCACCGCGAUUUGAACAGACUUCAUAUACGGUCUACGUGGCGGAGAACAAUGCCCCUGGGGCCUCUUUGUGUACUGUGAAAGCUCAAGACGCAGACAUCAAGGAGAACGCACGCAUCACCUACACAGUGCUCAAUGACAACAACCAUGGCAUCCCUGUCACCUCGUAUGUAUCUGUGAAGGCCGAUACAGGAGAGGCUUAUGCCCUGCGAGCCUUUGACUAUGAGUCACUGAGAGAGUUUCACUUCCAGGUCAAAGCCCAAGAUGGGGGCAUUCCUCCACUCAGUCGUGUCGCCACUGUCUACAUCUACAUAAUGGAUCAGAAUGACCAUGCACCACUGAUAGUCAAACCUCCCGGCAAUGGCACACGCUCCUUGGAAACGGUACAAAAGAACGCAGAGCCUGGUGCCAUGGUGACCAAAGUGGUGGCAUACGAUGCAGACGCUGGUCCAAAUGCCUGGCUGGUGUACGUGCUGGAGACGGCCACUGACCUGGACUUGUUCAAGGUGCACGAACACACCGGUGAGAUCAGGACCACUCGCAGGAUCCUGGAGGACAACUCCACCUCCUUUGCUCUAACCGUUGUCGUGAAGGACCACGGGCAGCCUGCGCUUUCCUCCACCGCCACCAUCAACGUGGCUGUCAUGGAGGUGCCACCCAAAGUGGCUCCUGACCCCAAGAGGAUCAUCCGACCUCAUAGCGCACUGCUUUUCUCCAACGUGACCCUCUACUUGAUCGUUGCUUUGAGUGCCACCACUUUUGUUUUCCUAGUCACUGUGGUGGUGCUGGCCAUCGUCCGCUGCCAUGCCUACUGCACCCAGCCUGGGUCCUGCUCCCCUUGCUGUGUGUCACAGAAGCCCCCUCCAGAUGGUGGGAGCAGCAGUGUAAGUGCAGGUGGGGGAGGCGGUGGUGGAGGACCCGGAGCACAGCCUAAUAACAACGUGGUGCUUCGGAGAGACCUUAAAGUGGAGCCUCACUACAUCGAAGUGCGUGGGAAUGGCUCCCUCACAAAGACUUACUGCUACAAGACCUGCCUGACAGCCACCUCUGGCAGUGACACUUUCAUGUUCUACAACACAGGACGUCCAAUCAGUGGCACCUGGGGCAGCGGUGCCGACCGCUUCUUCACGAGUGGAAGUGGAUUUGUACGCAGACUGAGUAUGCCUGAUGCCUCGAUGCAACUCUGCCCAGAGCCGAAAGCCCCGAAUGCUGACUGGCGAUAUUCUGCAUCUUUGAGGGCAGGGAUGCAGAGUUCGGUCCACAUGGAGGAGUCCUCUGUGAUGCAUGGAGCCCAGGGGAUGCUGGUCCAGAACUGGCCCACUGUGUCCAGCGCUGCAGAUGGAGAUGGUGGUGAACUCUCACCCCCAGUGGGCGCUGGAGUCGACAGCAACAGCUGGCACUUCAGAUAUGGCGCCGCUGGACAGGGCUAUUGCCCUCCUCAGCCCCUGAAGCCCGGAGAGAUUCCUCCGGAAGCCUUCAUCAUCCCUGGAUCCCCAGCCAUCAUUUCUAUUCGCCAUGACGCCGGCCCUGUGGAUGACAAAGGUGACUUCAUAAGCUUUGGCAAGAAGGAGGAGGCCAAGAAGAAGAAAAAGAAGAAGGACAAGAAGGACAAGAAGGACAAGAAGGAUAAAGGAAAGGAUGACGGGGGGGAUGAUUAGAGGAGAAGGGCUGACUUGAAAACAGAGCUACCAACAAAGUAACAUCCUAAUUACAGAGCCAGAAAAAAAACAAAAAAAAACAAAUGCAUAUUGUAGAACCGAGGGAGCCUCCUUGCACCAUAUUUGCAUAGACAUUGUACAGUGGCCAAACCCUCAUUAGACAAGGCCUGGCUCCCCACCCCAUGUGAACUUGCUAAACAAAUGUUCCUCUCUUUCUUGGCUAAUUUGGCCCAUAACUUUGGCCUAUAAAAAGGCUAAGGUUUAUGGUAAACAAAUGUUCUUAGUAGACAGACUUCUAAAGGUUGGACCAAAUUCAAACAGAAUGGAUUUUAUUGGAUUAGAUUAGCUUUUCUGUGAUUUGCUGCCCCACACCAGUUUGUAUAAUAAAAACAAAAACACCUGAAAAGGUGUACUAUUUGUAUCUGACCAUUGUCAGCUGAGGUUGCCUGUGUUGGCAUCCCUGCCUUUAUGCAGCCCGCUUCCUACUUUGCUCACCUAGUCGGAGGUGAAGUGAAAGCCAAACUAAAAAAGGAAACAAAUCAGAGGUGUUUGUCUUCAGUAUUACGGAGGCCUUGUAGAAAAUCAGAAAAAUGUGGUCUUUUGUAAAAAACUAAAAACUGAAAAAGUAACAACAUACAGUAUAUGUACCAUGAGAUUAGCGCCGUUAAGUGAAUGAGGUGGCUGAGACAAGCAGGACCACACUCGAAUAAAGAGCUCUGUUUCAGUGUAGCAUAGCACAUUGCUGAGGCUGAGGACCUGGACGGGGUUGCACCAACUAUGCGCAAGUUUGUUCCCAGGUUAGGGUAUAAAGUAGUGGCUUCAUAACUGCUGUUAAUUUGCAAUUAGCAAGUUAAUAAAUGCAAUUGUGCCAUUUGGACGUGGUACACCGGGGGGAAUUAUACGACUGUAACUACAUAUAACAUUAAGAUUUCAGAUGAGUAGCCAAUCAGUAAUAGUAUUACCUUGCUGAUGGGUACAAACCACAUGGAUUUGUAGUUGACCAGAUUGGCAUACAAAUUAUGAUUGGUAAAAAGAAUCCAUAUUUGACUCUUAAAGGACAAUACUAGUUUUGCAUGUCAGUCCAUUCUCUUUAAAUCUUGUAUCCUUGACGUCACUGCUAAUAUUUUUUUUCAAAGCAGACAAUUGUGUUUAGGGAAUAUUUAAUGGUAUUUAUCUACCUUUCAGGCAGCCAUAGGUUUUCAUUUAUUACCACAAAAAUAAAUAAGCUGAGACUCAAAACUUUUCACAUUACGAAAUCCAUCAAAGUGAACACAGCAUCUGAUUUUAUUGUUAUCAGAUCACAUGGUAAUGUAGCUCAGGUGCAGAUUCAUUUGAAAACUGCACUGCAUUAUCACAAUAACGUAACAUUGGCAAAAUUGACCAUGGAUUCCUUAUGUCAACCAAGUCUCAGUUGAUUUUAAUUAUAUAAAGUUGAAUGAAAACCAGAUUCUGCCUGGAAAGGGGACACAAAACAGUCGUCAGCAAUAUGUAAUUUGGAGAAAAUGGGCAGAAACAUCCAAAUUCGCUGCUAUAGUCCUUACGUUGCAAAAUAGCAUAAAAUUGCUAAAGAAGAAAAAAAAAAAGUGUGCAAAAAAAGGAAAAAAAGAAAAAAAAAUCCUGCUUUACUGUUAGUGAGUGCAAUUGUGUGAUUUUCGUAUCAUUUGCACCUGCUUUAUUGCUUGCUUAAAUAUUUAGUUGUUACUUGAGGUUACGUUGUAACAGAUUUGUGUGGUGCUACCGCUUGUGUUUUAGCAAUGCGUGAAUUAGUGGCUACUUUGGAUAUAGGUAGGGAACCUACGCGCAGCUGAUGCAACACACCCCUGACCUAGCCUCUUCUCUUAGAAUACGGCACACAGGUCAAUGGGGUCUUAAUCCCACUGUGUAUCAGGACACUCAGUCCGACACACACACAUUUAUUAUACACAAACACUAACUAUCUCUGCCGCUUACUCACACAUACACACUUGCUCUCUACACACAGACUUACAGUACAUACGAACACACAAAACUAUACUAAAAGAAUACACACCCCUUUCUGGAAGCAGAAGGCCAAAGCCAUCCUUAUUUUGGGAGUAUUUUAGUAUAUUAUAUGGCUGGGAAGCAGGAACGUUGCUUGUUGCUUCAUUUCUGUUCAAGCCUGAUCCCUCUACUUCUGUCUCUGAAUGUUAAGUAGUUGUUCUUCAAGCCCUGCACCACUGUUUCGACUGCUUCAGUGCUUGUAGGAUUUGCUUGCCCGCUGCCUGUUUCCUCCCUCUACUCCUGUUUCUUCAAAUCAACAUAGUGGGACGACAUCUUUCAAGUCACUCUCCUUCAAUGAACUGUGCUGUCGUAACACAGUGACAUUUGUGCAUUUGCGUAUUUACACACAGACUACACACAGACACUUGAGCAUAUACCACACACACAGACACUUGCACAUAUACCACACACACACACACACACACACACACACACACACACACACACACACACACACACACACACACACACACACACACACACACACACACACACACACACACACACACACACACACACACACACACACACACACACCUUUUGUUAGGUUCAACUGAGCUUAGGCGCUUCAGCCAGAGUGUCUCUUCUGAUUGCUCACUGUUGACAGCGCUGUCAUCUCUUACAUAUUGCUCUGUAAGGACCUCUGACAAAUUAGCAAAAUCUGAGAUUAUGCUGGAUAUAGUGAGACAAGAUGGAGAGGCAAAAAAGGAAUCAUUGUGGUGUAUUGUGUAGCUCUAAUGUAGAACAAAAAAAUCUACAGCACAUUUAAUAGGGCAGGCCACUCAUUUUUUGUUGCACAAGCAGAGGUAUUGCAGUUAUACCGGUGUCAACUUGAGUCGAAUAAAACUGCUUACAAAAUAAGUGCAGCGCAGUUCGGCAGCAGUGGAAAGAGGUUGCUUUGGGGUUGACUCGGAAGGGGGGGAAAUAAAUUAGGGAUUAAUGGAGGGUAAAGCACAGUGUUGACAUUGUUUAUGGUGCACCUGUAGGAGGUGUCAAAACCAAAGUCAAAACCUUUAAAUUAUGCAUUUGUGUCUCAAUUGCUGCAGCUAAGCAAACAAAAAGAAAUAAUGGGACGUGCUUGUACAAGAGAAACUUAGAAGUCGCAGUGGCCCAAGUGCGAACUGUGUGGAAUGACCAGCUUUAUUUGGCCCGGACAUUGUGAAACCCAGGUGUAGCAUUGUAGAGAAAGAGUAUUAGUGAGCAGUAGAUAUUGGAACAGCAUUAACAUGAUGAAAAGUGUCAUUAAAUCUCACCUCAGCAUUCCUUUUCUUUAGAACAUUGUCUUACCAGUCACAGUAGGGGUAUAUACAGUAGGUGCAUCUAUCAGAAUCAGUCCCUCCCAUGCACAUGUGUCUUUCCCCCUGCCCCUUCCUUCAGGUGUACUUCUGUGCUGUCAGAUCACCAAGUGGCUGUUUGCAUGUUAUAAGCAAAGGAAACAGAUACUAUAUAGAUACUAUAUAUACAUUGAUAUGUUUUUUUCCACUGGGAAAUGCGUAUUGGAAUACAUAUACCUCUGAUACACAUUCUCAAAGACAAUAUACACACACAUUGAAAGUCACACACCUACUACAUUCAAACAUACAUACAUACAUAUACGCUAUUGCGAACAGUAAUUUGUGGGGAAAACCUAAAAGAGUCACAUUUUUUAUCCUGUUGAAAAUGAAUUUAAUCUUCUAGAUAUACAUAAUGCUAUUGUGUUAUGCUAUGAAAUGCUUUUCUUUUUCGUUUUUACCUUUAUGAUUUUCAUAGAUAAGAAAAUCAAUCCUUAAAAGUUGUGUUAAGCUUUGAAAUGAUGAUCAAAAACACUAUUGUGAAAUGGAAUCAUUUACUCACCCUCCAUAUCUAUCCUUUGAAAAAAGAGAAGAAAAAAAAAUCAAAAAACUAUAAAAUGGUAUAAAAAAAUAAAGUUGAUGUAUUCUCUGCUUGUGUAUAGUGAAUGUUCCUCAGUCGCUGGGUGUGGCAGUGAGUGGCACACUUCAGUUGACUGACAGUGCAGAUCUGUUAAUAACUUUUUUGUACACCUGCUUAUCAUUGUAAAAGGUGAUAAUAGUGAUUCUUAUGAUUUCAUCAAUCUGGUAAUGUGUUUUGUUAAUAAGUCACAAAUAAAGUUUUUCUUAAAUAUCUUAA